UUAGCGGAAGUGUAUUCCUAGAAUCACACCGGUUGUCUUGAAUUUUUUCUAAAUGGGUGACCACGAAUUCGCUUUGCAAUUGGCUAGCCCCAGCAGCUGUAACAUGCCCCUUUCCGAGUUCUCCUCCCAUUAUAACAGGCAGGCGAGCGUACAUGACAUCCUAAAUAAUAACUCGUCUCUGUUUUUCCCCGUUUCAGCUCAGCAAACCAUGCAGGAUGAUUUACUGAUGGACAAAAACAAAGCCCAGCCUAACCAGCAACAAGAUCCAACCAACGUAGACCCUCCCUCCACCCCGACCCCCUCAUCUGAACCCCCUUCAUCAGAGGAGAGUCCGUCGACUGUGACAAACCAAGCAUCUCAAGCGCUGAACAAUAAAGAAAAAUUGCCGAUGGAGUCGCCGAUCCUGCCCGGUUUAAGUUUUCAUCAGCCGCAGGAAACCGGUGGCACCCUGUCCCCUUCAUUUGGAAGCACUUGGUCCACUGGAACCACGAACGCCGUGGACGAUAGUUUUUUUCAAGGAAUACCCUCGGUGAACGGAACGAUGCUCUUCCAGAACUUCCCCCACCACGUCAAUCCGGUAUUUGGAGGAAAUUUCUCACCUCAGGUUGGCUUGGCACAGUCUCCGCAUCAACAGCAGCAAGCCCAGCAACACCAGCAACCGCAGCAAAGAAGAUCCCCUGUUAGUCCCAACCAAGGUCCGUUUCCCCAGAGAAGCGCAUAUAGCCAUCAGACCAUCAUGAAUAGCAAGGGUUCAUCUUCACCCGCAUCAUCAUCAGCUUGGAAUAAUCACCAAAAUGCCGCUUGGAGCACUGCCUCCAAUCCAUGGAGCGGACUCCAGGCAGGCAGGGACCCGCGGAGAGCUGUGGGCGUCGGGGUUGGCGUAGGGGUAGGUGUCGGAGUGCCGUCUUCCCUAAACCCCAUAUCGCCCAUGAAGAAGCCCUAUUCUAGCAACGUUAUAGCACCCCCAAAGUUCCCAAGAGCCGGUCCCCUCACCCCGAAAUCCUGGAUGGAAGACAACGCUUUUAGGACGGACAACAGCAACAAUUUGCUGCCUUUUCAGGACCGGAAUCGGCCCUUUGAUGCGUUUAGCUUGCACUCUUUGGAGAAUUCCUUAAUGGAUAUGAUAAGGACUGACCAUGACAAAGGUAAACCCCACCCGGCCGGUGGCCCACCAAUGACUAUCGCUGAUAUUAUAUGGAGGAAUCAUUUUGCAGUGUGCUGUUCUCCUCCAGGGCGCAUGGGCCUCAACUUUCACCACCCCGGAGCAGACCACAUCAUGCCAUUGAACACAGCCAGGAGUUAUGGCCGCAGAAGAGGCCGCUCAUCCCUCUUUCCCUUCGAGGACGGUUUCCUCGACGAUGGCCACGGGGAUCCUUCGCUGACCCCCGGGCUGAACUCCCCGACGCGCUGUCAGAACGGCGAGAGGAUGGAGCGCUACUCCAGGAAGGUGUUCGUCGGAGGCCUGCCCCCAGACAUCGACGAAGAUGAGAUCACCAACAGCUUCCGUCGCUAUGGGCACCUGGUGGUGGAUUGGCCCCACAAAGCGGAGAGCAAGUCAUACUUUCCACCUAAAGGGUAUGCCUUCCUGCUGUUCCAGGAGGAGACCUCGGUCCAGGCCCUGAUAGACGCCUGCAUCGAAGAAGACGGGAAGCUCUACCUGUGUGUGUCAAGCCCCACCAUCAAGGACAAGCCAGUCCAGAUCCGCCCCUGGAACCUGAGUGACAGUGACUUUGUGAUGGACGGCUCUCAGCCCCUGGACCCCCGCAAGACCAUCUUUGUGGGGGGCGUGCCCCGGCCUCUGCGUGCAGUGGAGCUGGCCAUGAUCAUGGACAGGCUGUAUGGGGGAGUCUGCUACGCCGGCAUUGACACUGACCCAGAGCUCAAGUACCCCAAGGGGGCGGGCCGUGUGGCCUUCUCCAAUCAGCAGAGCUACAUCGCUGCCAUCAGCGCUCGAUUCGUUCAGCUGCAGCACAACGACAUUGACAAACGGGUGGAGGUGAAGCCGUACGUCCUGGAUGACCAGAUGUGUGACGAGUGCCAGGGGGCGCGGUGCGGAGGCAAGUUUGCCCCCUUCUUCUGUGCCAAUGUCACUUGCCUGCAGUACUAUUGUGAGUACUGCUGGGCCAGCAUUCACUCCCGGGCUGGUCGAGAGUUCCACAAGCCACUGGUGAAGGAAGGGGGGGACCGCCCUCGACACGUGUCCUUCCGCUGGAGCUGAGGGGGCCAGGACCAGCCCUGCCCUGGUCACCUCCCCAAACCGCCCCCUCCUGCCCCCCACGACCAGGGACAGCGCUGAGAACCUCCCUACCCCCUGUACCCACCAAUCCGCUCUGCUCCCUCCUCCCCCACCUCUUCAACAGCUAAAAGGAUAGGAACAAAUACAUAGGUAUUUCUUUUUCAAACCACACCGCUCUAAACUAUUUUGUCUAGUGUACCCUUGAAAAUAAGGAGGGGAAAUGAAUCAUGAAAGUCUAUCAGCUUAGAAUUUGCACUUUGGCACAAAACUCACUAUACACACAUGAGCUGGUAUGUAAGCCAAACCUGGUUGUUUUCAAAUUCUGGGUGGGUUAGUGUGUCUGUAAGACCCAAGAUGAAACUAUACAGUACAUAUAUCUGUAAAAAGUAUAUUGUUUUGUUUUAUAUCUAUCUAUAUAGAUAAUUACGCUUCAUGUGAAAGGAGCAUGCACUUAUUUUCCAACAAUAUAUUGCCCCUAGUAUGAAUAAUUACCAAAGGCAAAAUAAAUUAAUGCAUACUGAAAAAUACAAUAGGUGGCGUAAGAUGUAGCAAGAUUUAACAACUAUCCAGUAGUGUGGGCCAUAGAAGCUCCGAUUGAAAUAACAUGGGCUAUAUUUGCUCUCCAUUUUGAAAUAUUAGUAAUUAAAACCUCAUGAGCGCAAUCAGAUUUAUUUGCUUAUAAUUCCUAGGUCUUUAUUUUUGUAAUAACAUUAUUUUAGUGUUAUGUAAAUGUAAUGCUGCAAUAGCUUUUGCUGCUAAACCCAUGGUAUUACCAGAUACCAUAGUACUUUAUUCAGGCUAAGGUGUUCAAACAACUAUAAUGGCACCCAGUUUUAACGGAUGACAAGCUAUCAUAGGAGGAGGGGGCGCUCCUAGAAUAUGAUGGCUAGUUUGGUGGGGGGUGGGAUUCGCCCCUAACUGCAUGUUUAUUUCAAUCAGGUUGCUGCAUGCAAUAGAUUUUCAGUAUCAUGUCUACUAUUCAAUUCUGCCCAUGUUUGCACAACACAGAUGUACGUAUAACUAGCACGGAACUGGAAUUAACAGGGAAGACUGGUAAAAAGAAAAAGACGCCUCCAGUGAGAUGGUCUGGCAGCACUGGAUUGGCUGAGAUGCCACAGGGCAGUGCUAGCAGACAGUCUCAGCACCGCUAGGCGGUGAUUAACACACACCCACCAGAUGAGAAAAAAACAACCUUAUUAUAAUCAAUCCAAUUAGAUUGUAGGAUACCAUUUAAAACUCUGAUAGGUGAAGUACCUUUUGCAGUGAUUGUUAAUAUAAUUGUGCAAUUUUUUAUACCGUAUGUAGUUAGGUCUGAGUAUGCCUAGAACUGUGAUUCGCUUUAACUGUUGUUGAUGUCCGACAUAGAAGUCCUGUGAAACUUCAUAGCUAGUGUGUACACACGUAUAUACGACCUUGUACUCACAUUCAAACAAGUACACACACCCUCUCACACUCACCAACAUGCACACACACACAUACACAUACACACACUGACGCAAAGUAUGACCCAAACACAUGAAUUGCAAAACAGAAUAACGUGAGCUUGACCUACAAACACAACUGCUGUCUCCACCUUUUGACAAAGCGUAAGCUCGUGUCCCCCCCAAAAAAACCAAAGAGCUCACUUGUUCAACUUGUACCAACCACCAACACAUAGAGACCCCAGGUGAAACUAAGCUGAUGUGACCCUCAAGGCCUCGAGGUGGAAGGUAGAUCGUUGCAUCUGUGUGGUCAUUGCAAAAAGGAAGAAAGACAGUGAUGAGAGAGCAAAGACAACAUUAAAGCUACUGGAGACUUGUGGUUUAGAAAACAGAGCUCCUCCUCAGCCUGCACAUAAUGUUCUCACUACACGGCUACGGAGUUGUAAUAACAUUGCCAGAACAUGUGUGCUAGCUGGGUUACCAUAUUUAUCCAGAUUUUCCUGCAAAGCUUGAAGUAGAAAAAAUGACCUGCUAAAAUGGUGGACAUAUUUUUUUAUUAAAAACCUAUGGUAUAUGGGGUGCAGUUGAAUGGGCUGCGACGCUACUGCAUAGGGUGGGAGGGUGGGAGCAAAGGGGGGCAUUUAAGAGAUCUAAAUGCAACACUUACAAACUUAGGAUUGGCUGUCGAAUUUGGAGUUGGCUCGGGUUUAAUCAAUGGAGUUGGGGGCUAAGUUACACUGGUUUUAGCAGUUUUGUGGACAAUCCAUCUGGAUCCUCCUACAUCAUUGCGAGUAGACGUGUCGUCCCCCUUUCUGUGUGCCGUGAUUGUCCCGUGCUGGCUCCCCGCAGUCGUACUCUCUUGGUUUUAGUCGCAAACUGUUUCUGGUAAAAGAAAACUAAUCAAAACUAAACAGAAGAUACUUUUUUUACUUAUAGAAAAAAAAACUACAAAGAGGCAAACAAUGAGUAAUAAUAAGUAUCCCUAUGAAAGUGAAUUCUGGGUAUUUUUUGUGAAAUUUCUUUCCCCGCCCAGAAGGGUUUUCUAUGUUUGUUCCUUCUCUAUGAUAGACAUUUUGUUAUGCACUACUCUUUGUAUCUGGACAGUUUUCAACAGUCAGCAAUUUUUUUUGUUAAAAGAAAAAAGGAGAAGUGUGCUUUCUGACUGACAUGAUGUUUUGCAAUACCUCAAUUUUGAAAUAUAUUAGGAGAGAAAUUGAUAUUUUCAAAGUAAGUUUAUUCAGAUAAAAAAAUAUAUAUUAAUUUAAUUAUUCGAGAGAAAUGAUUUAACAGAUGGUUGAUUUUAUUUUUAUCAUGCUUAUUUGCUUUUAUUUUAAGAUUUAUUUUUGGAAAAAACAUCAACUGAAGGAGCUAGAGCUUUAUAACUUUAAUAUAAUGAUAUAGUUAGCUGAAGUACAGAGUCUACCUUAUUACAGAGGAGGUUAGUGUGUGUCCCACUGGUCGGAUCACCGUGGCAAUACGGUGCCCCAAAACAACCCUAAAAGCGGUAGUGACCCAAGGAAAACACAAGUUCUCAAGUAAGAGAUCUAUAGAAAUAUCUGCUCUAUCAGGUGCUCAGAGAAAACAACUGAAGAUACUUCCCUUGUUUUGUAUAUUUAUAAUCAAUCAUUUACUAUGCUGACCAGAAUUGUGAAAGAAAUCUUCUGUUCAUGUUAUUUUUUUAAGAAAACUUUUUUAUGUUUCCUAAAAGUAUGUGCUCCCUUUUGUUUUGUAAAAGCAACAUACCCUGAUUUGUUAGCCUGACAUUGUUUGAAAAUAGACUUUUGAAGGUCCUUGAGCAGAUGAUGGAAAGAAAAGAAUGUUAUUUUUAAAACAAAAAAUACAAGUGUUUCACCUGUAACUUGACCGAAAGCCCCCAAGGUGCAUCAAUUGAAUGGUGGCCUUCUAUUCACGCAAGACUUGAAUUAGUCCCAUUUUUUAAGGCUAGGAACCUUGAUUCUUUGUUGUAAUGUGCAAUACUGUUUGUACUGUUUGUAAAAAAGAAGAAAAAAAGAAAAAGAGGCAUAAAUCUUUAUUGCAGAAUUAUUUUCAUUGCAAGCAUUGUGAUUCACUAAAAUCAUUUUCUACUGUGUAUUUACCUACUCUACAUGCUAGUACCUUCCAGUAGUAAUGUAGCCUUUGUACUGAGAGAUUUUUCAUUAUUUUUAAGAGAUUUUGCUAAAAAAGAAAAGAAUUUAAACAUAUUUACAUAUUUUCAUUUUUAUUUCGUAUUUUCUUUACAGACUUAUUUCUCAACCAUUAAUAGUUAUUUGUGGGGGAGACUUUCAUAUCUGGUCAAUGUCAUUAAUAUUAUUUUGUAUUUUUACUUGGAAUAAAUUAAUUUUAUGAUGCUAAUUCUUUAAGAAAGUUUAUUUUUUUGUUUGUUCACUUAUUUUUUGAAGCUGAAAAACCUUUGUAAUAUUGUUACUAAAAUGUCUAGAUUUUUGAAAUGCAAAGCUUUAUGUGUUAGCUCGCUGAUGCUGCUUACAUUGGUGUGACAAUGAUCUAAGGAGAAAAAAAAACACAUAAGCAUUUGGUUAUUAAUGUUAAGUGAUUGGCAAUGUAAACAAAUAAAUGGGCAAUAAAAUAAAAUGACAGUAUGGAGAAUG
Hypomesus transpacificus is the source of this 6263-nucleotide messenger RNA. It is a transcript of the gene cpeb3, whose product is annotated as cytoplasmic polyadenylation element binding protein 3. Bases 53 to 2218 code for a protein of 721 amino acids. Gene Ontology annotation, molecular function: mRNA regulatory element binding translation repressor activity; ribosome binding; mRNA 3'-UTR binding. The record is from RefSeq and is a predicted model, not a curated record. NCBI's taxonomy places the organism in Eukaryota, Metazoa, Chordata, Actinopteri, Osmeriformes, Osmeridae. Gene Ontology annotation, biological process: negative regulation of cytoplasmic translation. The transcript has 10 exons. Gene Ontology annotation, cellular component: cytoplasm; neuron projection; synapse.